This is a messenger RNA of Rhodofomes roseus, 844 nucleotides long. RefSeq lists its product as uncharacterized. Bases 99 to 557 code for a protein of 152 amino acids. The transcript is spliced from 2 exons. The record is from RefSeq and is a predicted model, not a curated record. Lineage: Eukaryota; Fungi; Basidiomycota; Agaricomycetes; Polyporales; Fomitopsidaceae.
UUCAGGUGAAGUCGUUGCAGUGGUAAGGUUGAGAUCUACAUUAUCCUAGGACAUUUAUGGCUCACUGAACUGAGGAGACAGGCUGCUCCGAAGACCAAAUGACCUCGAACGGGGCCCGAAACGUCUCGAGUGAGCUACUUCUCUGCCAGGUAUUGCUUCUCCAUCGCAUCCGCUGCUACCUCUGGCUCUUACCGCUAUAUCCGGAAGCCAUAGCCAGCUCGCCCUCUUCCUCCUUCGACGGCUCAUACAAUCGAUAUCUGGAUCCGCGCAGAACGUUCGCGGUACAGCCUUCCGUCAGCUGUCAACAAUCGCGGAAGAUCUGGAACGGCCGAUUGGUCUCGCGCGUAGUACUUGCGACAGAGUGGACUCGUAACAAUGGCAGCGGGUGUUCGCUUCUGGGACCCAUUGAACGACGUCGGUUCCUCGAUAUACCAUGGCAGCCUGUCGUUUACCUGGAUCGAAGAUUGAUGAAGAACCCGAUAGGCAGAGCGAUGCUUACUUUUGGCCCUAGCUUCGUGGGAUGUACCACGGCCUCCGCGGUGCCUAUCCGGCCGUGAAAAAAGGCGAGACUAGGAAUGCCGUCUACCACCAGUAACCAGCCUGAGCCUUGAGGUGCAUUUCAACGUGUCCCGCAGGCUUUCUUUCGACAUGUAUUGCUGUGACUUCCGAAGGUGUGGGUCAACAUAGGUAGUAUGUGGGGAAAUGAAUGUGCGAUUCUUGGGAAGCAUGUUGCUUGAUGUAUGCGCAGAACCUGCGCCGAUGGGACUAGUCGCGCCGCAUUACUGGGAGCCCCCUGUGUCUCCGCCGACAUGCCUACCACGACACCCUGCAGGGGGUCUACGGA